CGUCGAGCCCCACUUCCUAACGGCCACUCCGGCCUGUGCUGCCCUCCAAGUGGGUGAGGUUGAUGUGGGAGGAGACCGAACUGAGAAAUGUCAUUUGUCAUCAGCCCAGGAAAAGGAGAUUUUUCUCUUCGAAGACCACCACAGGCUUCCUGGGGUUGCCCCCCCUCAGAGUCUGCUGGGAGGAUCUGAGUCACACACACCCUGUCCUUGCUGUGGUCCAGGGAACAAGGGUCAGCCUCACAGAGUAAGAGGGGCUUAAUGUACUAAGCCAGGGAGGGAGGGACGAGGUUCCGCCUUCGGUUCCCCUGUGCUUCAAAUUCUGUUUCUGUCCUUAUACUAUGAGGUAUCAGAAAUGGUCCCCAGCUCCUCCAUGCGACUCUCACCUCGGAGACAGAACUAAUAGCAGCCGAGUAUUGUGCUAACUCACAGACCACUUCCUCAUGAAUGCCACUUCAUCUCCCCCUGCGCACGCACCUCGAAAGAUCACUGAUAUUUGAUGCAUGAGGUGACUGAGGCUCAGAGAGAUGACUUGCCCAAGGUGAUUCAACUAGUAAAUGGCAGAGAUGAGGCUGAGACUCGGACUAGUCCAAAGUUCCUGGCCCCACGAAUUCACGUCUAAUAAGGUAGAGGUAGAGUGAGGAACUGUCCGGGUUGUCAGAAGUAGAUGGUAGUCUCUUGUAGGUCUCAGGCAGAGACAGAGGUAUAAAGCCACACCCCUUUGGGGGACUGUGGCAGAUUGAUACUUGGGAUGACUGAGGACAGGGGUGGAGCUAGCUAGAGGGGAGCCCCAAGAGCAGUAGAGAGCAUGCGGUGCUAGGUGCUAGGAGGCAGCUACAGAGGCCUGAGAAUUUGCGGUAUCUUCCUCCCCUUUCUGCCAUGGACCCCCCAUUGUGACUUUUCUUUCGGAGCUUCUGAAACGGGUAGAUUAGCCAGGAGCCAUGCCCCAGACCCCCACGAGACUGAUCAGCCCCUAUGGCUCUGAUAGGUUGGUGCAGUUAGCUGCUAGGCUUCGGCCAGCACUCUGUGACACCCUGAUCACUGUAGGGGGCCUGGAGUUCCCUGCUCACAGCUUGGUGCUAGCAGGGGCUAGUCCAAGGCUGGGCUGCAGGGGCCGGUGGGCUCUGGUUGAAGGCAUCAGCCCUUCUACCUUUGCUCAGCUUCUAACCUUUGUGUAUGGAGAGAGUGUAGAGCUACAGCCUGGGGAGCUGGGGAACCUUGAAGAGGCAGCUAGAGCCUUGGGGGUGCAGGCCCUGGAAGAGGCAUGCAAGAGAGCUCAAAAGGACAAGAGUGAAGAUGAGCUGGAGCCAGGACUGAAGAGGCACCAGGAGGCAGAGGAACUCAGGAGGAAGUCUGAGAGAGGACUUGGGGGUCCUGGAGAGAAACAGAAGCCAGAGAAGGAUUUUAGAAGUAAUGGGAGAGAACAGGAGAUGCUAAAUAAGCGCAAAGCAGCCGGAGAGAGCCCUGAGAGGGCAGGGAUAACUAGGAAGAUGAGAUCAGAGGAGGCCCUCAGCCCAGCCCCCGUGGGCCACAGGGGAGCAGAAAGGAAGCAAGGAGAGGCCAUACGAGGUAUAGAGAGUCCUGAGCGCUCUGAGGAGUGUCUCGGUGGGUGCCCUGGUCCUCUUUCCCCACCAGGUUCCCUCCUAACCAGCCUCAUUCCCAGGCCCUGGUGGGCUGAGGCCCCUUGGUGUAGAGAGGGCCAACCUAGCCUGUGGAGCAUUUUCCUGUGGCCGCCCAGCUAUGGCACUCCCUUCUCCCUUAGCACCCCCAUCACUGCGGCCUGGCAGGUCUUGCCUCAAGACCAGAGGAUCCCACUGACCUUGAGUCACUCCAAAGGUCUCUGGAGUCAGAAUCAGCUGGCCUCCUCCAGCCCCGCUCCAGGAUCCUUUCCCCAGGGCCCUGAACAACUCAGCCCUUGGGAGAUAGAAGAGUCUGGGCCAGGGCACACAGGCACACUGGCAACCCGUGUGGCUCAAGAUCACACACUGAGCUGCCCAUCUCACCAGCACCCACCUUUACCCCCUCCCGCUCGCUCUCGGCCCUAUUCUUGCUCUGUCUGUGGAAAGAGGUUUUCACUCAAGCAUCAGAUGGAGACGCAUUACCGAGUCCACACAGGAGAGAAGCCCUUCUCCUGUAGCCUCUGUCCUCAGCGCUCCCGGGAUUUCUCGGCCAUGACCAAGCACCUGAGGACACAUGGGGCUGCUCCCUAUCGCUGCCCUCUGUGCAGGGCUGGCUGCCCCAGCCUGGCUUCCAUGCAGGCGCACAUGCGCGGCCACUCGCCCAGCCAGCUGCCGCCUGGAUGGACCAUACGCUCCACCUUCCUCUACUCUUCCUCGAGGCCGACUCGGGCCUCGAUCUCUCCCGGGAAUCCUACCUCCUCCUCCUCUGCCACCUGACCGAGUGUUGGUAGCUCCCCUGGCUUGACGAGCGUCCAACCCAGAAUGAACGACGGGCGGGCGGGCUCAGCCUGUCUCUAGGGCUGCCAGGCUAAUUUGACAGAAGCGCUGCGGGACAGGAACCACGAACCCUCUCCGGAUGAGUGAGGGUUGCAGAAGUCUCGGCCGGCUGGCGGCGAGUCCGAGUCAAAGACAUUUAAAGUUGGCCGGAGUGAAGAGUAAACUGUGGACUAUCAAUUUCAUCACUAUAAUAAAGACUUUCCUGUGUUCUGUAG
Messenger RNA from Peromyscus leucopus (white-footed mouse), 2668 nucleotides. It is a transcript of the gene Zbtb32, whose product is annotated as zinc finger and BTB domain containing 32. Gene Ontology annotation, cellular component: nucleus. NCBI's taxonomy places the organism in Eukaryota, Metazoa, Chordata, Mammalia, Rodentia, Cricetidae. The coding region runs from base 939 to 2393 and encodes 484 amino acids. The record is from RefSeq and is a predicted model, not a curated record. Gene Ontology annotation, molecular function: RNA polymerase II cis-regulatory region sequence-specific DNA binding; DNA-binding transcription factor activity, RNA polymerase II-specific; protein binding. Gene Ontology annotation, biological process: regulation of transcription by RNA polymerase II. The transcript is spliced from 7 exons.